Acanthisitta chloris (rifleman) is the source of this 1875-nucleotide messenger RNA. RefSeq names its product arachidonate 5-lipoxygenase (gene ALOX5). The record is from RefSeq and is a predicted model, not a curated record. Gene Ontology annotation, molecular function: protein binding; arachidonate 5-lipoxygenase activity; iron ion binding. The annotation marks the transcript as partial. Gene Ontology annotation, cellular component: nuclear envelope. The transcript has 13 exons. NCBI's taxonomy places the organism in Eukaryota, Metazoa, Chordata, Aves, Passeriformes, Acanthisittidae. Gene Ontology annotation, biological process: linoleic acid metabolic process; lipid oxidation.
GUUGACUCCUACGAUGUGAUUGUGGAAGAAGAUCUUGGAGAAAUUCAGCUAAUAAAAAUUGAGAAACGGAAAUAUUGGUACCAGGAUGAUUGGUACCUUAAGCAUAUCACUGUAAAAACACCAAUGGGGGACUAUUUGGAGUUCCCGUGUUACCGCUGGAUUACAGAUGAAAAAGAGGUUGUCCUUCGAGAUGGAAGAGCAAAGCUACCCCGAGAUGACAAGACUCAGAUUCUCAAGCAGCAUAGACGCAAAGAGCUUGAGACUCGUCAGAAGAUGUACCGCUGGAAGGAGUGGCAUCCAGGCUUUCCUCUGAGCAUUGAUGCCCAUUCUCACAGUGAUCUGCCUCGUGACAUCCAGUUUGACAACGAGAAGGGAAUUGACUUCAUUCUGAACUACUCCAAAGCGAUGGAGAAUCUUUAUAUCAACCGUUUCAUGCACAUGUUCCAGUCCUCCUGGAGCGAUUUUGCAGAUUUUGAGAGGAUCUUUGUCAGAAUCAGCAACACCAUUUCAGAAUAUGUGAUGCAGCACUGGAAGGAAGAUUUUAUGUUUGGCUAUCAGUUCCUGAAUGGAUGCAAUCCUGUGCUGAUCCGGAGAUGCACAGAGAUACCCAAGAAGAUGCCUGUGACUAUGGAGAUGGUAGAAUGCAGUCUGGAGAGGAACCUGACGCUGGAGGAGGAAGUGAAGCAAGGAAACAUUUUCAUUGUGGACUAUGAACUGCUGGAUGGUGUGGAUGCCAAUAAAACAGACCCAUGCACCAUACAGUACUUGGCUGCACCCAUUUGUCUGCUGUAUAAGAAUCUGGAGAAAAAAAUUUUACCCAUUGCAAUACAGCUUGGUCAAAAGCCUGGGCCAGACAACCCCAUAUUCCUUCCUUCAGAUGCCACAUAUGACUGGCUGCUAGCUAAAAUUUGGGUGCGCUCAUCUGAUUUCCACAUCCACCAGACAGUGACCCACCUCUUACGGACACACUUGGUCUCAGAGGUGUUCAGCAUAGCUAUGUUCCGGCAGCUGCCUGCUGUACAUCCCCUCUUCAAGCUCUUGGUGCCACACAUGCGAUUCACAAUAGCCAUCAAUACCAAAGCCCGAGAACAGCUUAUCUGUGAAUGUGGCCUUUUUGAUAAGGCAAAUGCCACGGGUGGAGGAGGACAUGUACAAAUGGUGCAGAAAGCAAUGAAGGAUCUGACUUACAGCUCCCUCUGCUUCCCUGAUGAGAUCAAAGCUAAAGGGAUGGACAGCAAAGAGGAUAUCCCCUACUACUAUUACCGGGAUGAUGGCAUUAAAGUCUGGGAGGCUAUAAAGAGUUUUGCAGAGGACGUGAUUCACAUCUACUAUGAGAGCGAUGAGGUGGUGUGUGAGGAUGUGGAGCUCCAGGCCUUUGUCAAAGACAUUUACGUCUAUGGGAUGAGAGGUGUCAAGGCCUCAGGCUUUCCUAAGAUGAUCAGGACACGAGAGACACUAGCAGAAUAUCUCACAGUGAUAAUAUUCACCACAUCGGCUCAACAUGCAGCUGUGAAUUUUGGUCAGUAUGACUGGUGCUCCUGGAUCCCCAAUGCCCCACCAACCAUGCGCUGCCCUCCACCAACGGAAAAGGGGACAGUCACCAUCGAACAAAUUGUGGAGAGUCUGCCAGACAGGGGACGUUCUUGUUGGCAUCUUGGAGCUGUCUGGGCCUUGAGCCAGUUCCAGGACAAAGAACUCUUUCUGGGCAUGUACCCAGAUGAACACUUCGUGGAGAAGCCGGUGAAAGAGGCUAUGGCAAAAUUCCGCAAGAAUUUGGAUGAGAUUGUCAACACCAUCACUGAGCGCAACAAGAACAAAAAGCUUCCUUACUACUACCUUUCCCCAGAUCGCAUUCCCAACAGUGUUGCUGUUUGA